Calypte anna (Anna's hummingbird) is the source of this 866-nucleotide messenger RNA. RefSeq names its product Tctex1 domain containing 2 (gene DYNLT2B). Gene Ontology annotation, cellular component: cytoplasmic dynein complex; cytoplasm. NCBI's taxonomy places the organism in Eukaryota, Metazoa, Chordata, Aves, Apodiformes, Trochilidae. The transcript is spliced from 5 exons. The coding region runs from base 85 to 468 and encodes 127 amino acids. Gene Ontology annotation, molecular function: dynein intermediate chain binding. Gene Ontology annotation, biological process: microtubule-based movement. The record is from RefSeq and is a predicted model, not a curated record.
GAGGCACCGUGACGCAGAGGAGGCGGAAGUGGCUGCGGGUUGCCCGGGGCGACUAACGCCGGGGCGGCCGCCGGGGUUGCGGCCAUGGGCGAGCUGGGCCCCGAGGAUGGGUCCGGGAACACCUACAGCCUGCGGCCCGGCUUCCAGCGCCGAUUUAAAUCAUCUACGGUAAAAGAAUGCAUCCAUGCCAUACUGAAGGAGAAACUGGCCAAUGUACAGUACGUCCCAGAAGAAAUGCCUCAGCUUACACAGUCAUUAUCAGAGACAAUAAAAGACAGACUGAAAGAGGAGGGAUUUGACAGGUACAAAAUGGUGGUGCAGGUUGUUAUUGGAGAGCAGAGAGGAGAAGGAGUAAACAUGGCUGCACGAUGUUUCUGGGAUGCUGACACUGACAGCUAUGCUCAUGAUGUGUACAUGAAUGACAGCCUCUUUUGUGUGGUAGCUGCAUUUGGCUGCUUCUACUACUGAAGAUGUCAAACAUCACAGAGAGGCACAGAGGUGGGGCAGAACACUGUAGGGUACUUUUUAACAUGCACACAAGCAUCAAUGUUCUUCCUUUAGUACCUAACAAAAUAACAGCUCUACAAAGCAUGUCCUACACCUGUUCUACACACUACAACAUUCCUUCUUCCUGGUGGAUAUUGUUAUAACUGUAAGCACAGUAUUAUUAUGUCCUCUAUUUUAAAACACCCUUUGGUUUUAUAUAGUGUUUUGGUUUUUAUCCUAAAAAAGUGUCUUGCCAGUAGCUGUUGUUUUCUAAGGCAAACUCAGCUUUUGUCUCAAAAGGUCCUGCUGCUUUUAUUUUUGUUAAUUUUCUGAAAUGAAUGAAAUAUUUAUAAGAAAUGUAACACAAUAAAUCUAUGUAU